AUACAAAGCGUCCAUUUCUCUCCAAACUUUAAACCAAACACCUUUUUUCAAUGGCACCAAAGGCAGAGAAGAAACCGGCGGAGAAGAAGCCGGCCGCCGAGAAAGCUCCUGCGGAGAAGAAGCCGAGAGCCGAGAAGAAACUCCCGAAGGAUGCGUCGGCAACCGAUAAGAAGAAGAAGAGGAACAAGAAGUCGGUGGAGACUUACAAGAUCUACAUCUUCAAGGUUUUGAAGCAGGUUCAUCCUGACAUUGGAAUCUCAAGCAAAGCUAUGGGGAUUAUGAACUCGUUUAUCAACGAUAUCUUCGAGAAGUUGGCUCAGGAGUCUUCGAGGCUUGCUCGGUACAACAAGAAGCCGACGAUUACUUCCAGGGAGAUUCAGACCGCCGUGAGACUUGUACUUCCCGGUGAAUUGGCGAAACACGCGGUAUCUGAAGGUACCAAGGCUGUAACUAAGUUUACAAGAGAGAAGAAACCGGCGGUGAAGAAGCCCGCCGCCGAGAAAGCUCCUGCCGAGAAGAAGCCGAGAGCCGAGAAGAAACUUCCGAAAGAUGCGUCAGCAACCGAUAAGAAGAAGAAGAGGAACAAGAAGUCGGUGGAGACUUACAAGAUCUACAUCUUCAAGGUUUUGAAGCAGGUUCAUCCUGACAUUGGAAUCUCUAGCAAGGCUAUGGGGAUUAUGAACUCGUUUAUCAACGAUAUCUUCGAGAAGUUGGCUCAGGAGUCCUCGAGGCUUGCUCGGUACAAUAAGAAGCCGACGAUUACUUCCAGGGAGAUUCAGACCGCUGUGAGACUUGUACUUCCCGGUGAAUUGGCGAAACAUGCGGUGUCUGAAGGUACUAAGGCUGUAACCAAGUUUACAAGCUCUUAGAGAUUGGCGUAGAUGCUAGGGUUUGGUAUUCGGUACU
This is a messenger RNA of Cynara cardunculus var. scolymus (artichoke), 906 nucleotides long. RefSeq names its product histone H2B.4-like. Gene Ontology annotation, cellular component: nucleosome. Lineage: Eukaryota; Viridiplantae; Streptophyta; Magnoliopsida; Asterales; Asteraceae. Gene Ontology annotation, biological process: nucleosome assembly. The record is from RefSeq and is a predicted model, not a curated record. The transcript is spliced from 3 exons. Gene Ontology annotation, molecular function: protein heterodimerization activity; DNA binding; structural constituent of chromatin. Bases 51 to 869 code for a protein of 272 amino acids.